Molecule: messenger RNA, 815 nt
Organism: Erinaceus europaeus (western European hedgehog)
Lineage: Eukaryota; Metazoa; Chordata; Mammalia; Eulipotyphla; Erinaceidae
Gene: LKAAEAR1
Product: LKAAEAR motif containing 1
Exons: 4
Coding region: 81-734 (217 amino acids)
Source: RefSeq, a predicted model, not a curated record
CGCCCCCUGGAGUUCAGCCUGAGCUGCCCGCAGGUUGGAGGAUCAGAUCUGAGAAGGCAGGAGGAACACCAGCCCCCGACAUGCUGCCGCCCGUGGAAGGAGGGCGCCGGGCGCCGCGGCAGCGAGGCGGGCAGGGCGCGCAGGACGGGCAGGGCGCGGAGCGGCGCCCGCACAGGCCCGAGCCGUCGCCGCCCGGCUGGGCGCUUCAGCUGGAGGAGCUGGCCGCCCUGUCCCCCGCGCGGCUCCGCCGCCACCUGCUCUUCGCCGACGUGCUGGAGGACGUGGGAGCCGACGACUCGGUCUUCCCGCGCGAAUCGGUCGAGCUGGGCUACCGGGUGCCCGACCCCCGCGACUGGGCACAACCGUCCACGCAGCCCGCAUACCGCCAGGACCAGCUGCUCGGCGUGCUCAAGGCAGCCGAGGCCCGCGGGCGAGUGCGCGCCAUGCGCCUGCGCUACAUGCGCAUGAGGGCAGAGGAGAUCACGCUGCUCAUCCAGCGGCAGAAGUCCGCGCGCGCCGCCAUGCGCCUGGAGCUGUUCCUGCCGCCGCAGCUGAAGCCCACGCGCAUCCCCGACCCCCUCGACCGGCAGGAGGUGCUUGGCAACCCCGUCGGGGUGGGGGGGACUAGGAUGGGAGGACCCGGGACCCAGCACCCCAACUUCUCCCCCCAACAGCGGAGACGCGUGGAGACCAUCCUGGAGGAAAAAGUCGAGGACAGCAUCUUCCCACGGUGAUGGUGCUGGGUGCGGUGGGGGCUUGUGUAUGAUGGGGGCCCCCGCCGUCCUCCCACAUAAAGUUCACAUUUUUCAAGUGUC